Gadus macrocephalus (Pacific cod) is the source of this 2112-nucleotide messenger RNA. RefSeq names its product molybdenum cofactor sulfurase-like. Lineage: Eukaryota; Metazoa; Chordata; Actinopteri; Gadiformes; Gadidae. The transcript is spliced from 5 exons. Gene Ontology annotation, molecular function: molybdenum ion binding; pyridoxal phosphate binding; catalytic activity. The record is from RefSeq and is a predicted model, not a curated record. The coding region runs from base 1056 to 1775 and encodes 239 amino acids.
GUUCUGAAGUACAUCUGUAAUGAAACUAGGCGCUUUCAUACCUUUGUUAUCAGAGAAGCCACCAACGGGGACCAGUGGAAGUAUGUAAACACCAAGGUCAACCCUGCAGAUAAAGCAUCUCGUUGAAUGAGAGCUGAGGAAUUUCUUACAAGAUCACGAUGGAUUAAAGGCCCAGAGUUCCUCUACUUGCCAGAAAAGGAGUGGCCUGUAGCGGACAUGGAUCCAGCUGUGAUUCCUGCUGAUGACCCCGAGGUCAAAAGAGAAACAAAAGUGAAUACCAUUGUCAAAUAUGCAGAUAAUGCCACACACCACUUCAUCAACUACUUCUCAUCAUGGAGGAAGCUUAAAGUGGCUGUUGCCUGGUUCCUUCAGCUAGCUUAAAAGAGUUCUAUCGCUUCUGAGCCAAAAGAGGAAAGAACUCAAAGCCGCUGAGAACGAUGAGGACGCCAGAGUUAAAUGUUCUGUGGAACAGAAACUUCAGAGUUCUAAAGCCACUCUUGUAGGAAAAAACGUGAGAAAAAAAAACUCCACAAGAUUAUGAUGAAGCAGAAAAGGCAAUCAUUUGUUUUGUUCAGAAACAAAGGUUUGCAAGUGAAAUCGCCUCAUUGAAAUGCGACUCAAACGUAUUGUGUGUAGACGCCACAGAGGAAAACUUGGCAGACUUACCUGGGUUAUGCCAGACAAGGCCGCUUUCACAAACGUGGGAGUUGAUUAUUUUGGCCCAAUCGCAGUCAAAAGAGGAAGAAGCCUUUUAAAAAGUUAUGGAGUGCUCUUCACCUGCUUGACCAGUCGUCCGGUGCACCUUGAAGUGGCAGACUCCCUUGACACACACUCUUGCAUUAAUAACAUAGUGAUUAAUUUGCAGAAGAGGCCCUGUGUCGAGUUUGAGAUCCGACAACAGCACAAAUUUCGUGGGUGCGAACAACAUAUUAAAACAAAGCCUUGUAGAGCUGAACAAUGUGAAAAUCCAAGAUGGAAUUAAGUGGAGCUUUAACACACCAGCUGCUUCACAUCAAGGUGGUGUUUGGGAACAUCUGAUUCGCUCAGUACGAAGCAUGCUCACCUCAGUUCUUGGACAGCAGGUAUUGAACGAUGAGGGCCUGCAGAUGCUGUUUUGUGAGGUAGAGGCAAUACUAAAUGACAGACCCAUCGCAAAGGUUUCGGAUGACCCCAAUGACCUUGAAGCCUUAACAUCAAACCAUAUUCUUCUGCCGAUCUUUCCACCAGGACUCUUUGAGCAGAGUGACCUCUACAUCCGAAGAUGUCGACUUUGUCUGAUACGACAAAGUCCUGAUUCUAUCCGAGGAGGGCAGAAAAGAUUGAACACAGCAGCCUCCACUGCUGUGCUUUCCCUUGUGAAUGAAGCUCAAUAUCUCCUGAUCAACCAGGCCAGCGUGGACCUCAUCCAGGAACAGAUUCGAAGCAGACAGGAAUCCUCGGAAGACGGCCAGCCUCUCGAGAGACAGGAUCUCAUCAGCCGCUUUCGAGCCAAUUUGGUCAUUGCUGGAGUGGAGCCAUUCGAAGAGGAUUCUUGGUCACAGCUGAUCAUCAGAAACGCUCAAUUUCUUGUUGGAGUUCGUUGUGGAAGGUGCCAGAUGAUCUGUGUGGAUCAAGACACUGGGGCUAAGAGCAAGGCUCCUCUUCUGGCUCUCUCAGCCUGCCGCUCGGGGAAGCUGACCUUUGGAGUGUACCUUAGCCGUCAGGUUCAGGGAGACUCCCCCUCAGCCCGGACUCUCUCUGUCGAAUAUUUAUUUGCAUAUGUAUUUUCACUGUAACCACUUCAAACUUUCUCCUGCUGGCAGAGUCCUAGAAAAUAAGGGUUUCUUUGCAUGUACAUUUUGCUAAUUCGCCACUUGUUUUUGUCAAGUCACAGAAACUAAAUCAUUGACCAUGCACACACAAGUCCCUCUCACUUUGUAGGUGGUUAUACAAAUAUUCUUUUGUGUAAGUGAUUGGAUUCAUAAUUGUUAUCAUCACUAGUCAAUCAUUACAGCUAGUUCAAACUAUUGACAGGGUCAAAAGGUGGACUUGCUAGUUGACUUCUGAAUGAAGUCAUAUGAGGACAUGUAGGCUAUUUUUAAGUUAAAUUAUUAAAUUAAAUUAUUCUAAGUU